Messenger RNA from Acaromyces ingoldii, 1300 nucleotides. RefSeq lists its product as hypothetical. The coding region runs from base 442 to 1182 and encodes 246 amino acids. Lineage: Eukaryota; Fungi; Basidiomycota; Exobasidiomycetes; Exobasidiales; Cryptobasidiaceae. The record is from RefSeq and is a predicted model, not a curated record. The transcript has 3 exons. Gene Ontology annotation, cellular component: mitochondrial inner membrane. Gene Ontology annotation, biological process: mitochondrial respiratory chain complex I assembly.
GCUCGACAUCGUAGGCACUGGACCAGCACCGCGCUGACUCCCCAGGCCACUCUCUACGUAGACGGCGCUCCAGCUGUAUUCUCAAGCAACGUCCCUGGCUGUCCGUUCGCGCAUCGAUAUCGUCCUUCCUUUCCACACUCGACGAUUGAUGAAGCCAAGCCCUCUCUCGCAACAGCAGCAGCAGCAAGACAGUCAGGGCGUUUCGUUGAGAUGCAAGAGAUGCCCCGGCCAGUCUAGACGCAUCGCUUUGGCGGGCAGCUGCUAGUUCCCCCGAUUUCCGUGUGGUCCAAAAAAGUGCGCCCAGAACUUGCUUCCAAAAAGGGAGACAGGGAAAUAGAAACGGGAAAGGGGAGGGAGAGAGUGGAGGAAAAGAAGAGAAAAAGUAGUUCAUUACCUCAAAACGAUCACGAAGCAACGAGCAACAAAAAGGAGCGAGGCAAGAUGGCUCCUGCACACAGAUUAGCAUGUCGAACGGCUGGGCUCGCAGGCAGGCUCGCGCGAUCAGCUGCAUCGUCCUCGUCAGUAGCGCCACGCCUCGCCUCGGCUGUCGCUGCACCAAGGUACCACCGGAAUUUGUCGACGAGCCGCAUCGUCCGGCUUCCCUCUGACGAUCCUGGCGGCAAGCCAAACGACGGCUCCUACCCGACGGUGUAUGACGAUUUCAAGAACAUCACGGCCUCCGACCAGCCCCAGCUGUCUGUGCACUCGCUGGCCGAGGACUGCAUCACCCUCUCCGACGGCCUCGUGGUCCACCAACCCGCUAUCCUCCUCAACGGCCAAGCACUCCUCUGGGACGCACCUCUGCUGGACCUAAACAGAGCCAUGCCGUCUGGGCCUGGGUGGGAGGCGUGGUCUGACGAGGCAUGGAGGGUCUUUGAGAUCUGCACGCCACGACCCGAAAUCAUCAUCUUUGGGACAGGCAAGCGGGUGCUCCCGCCGCCCGCCUCGGUGAAGCGCUACCUCAACACGCUCGGCAUCCAGCUCGAGGCGCACGACACGAGAAACGCAUCGUCGACAUACAACCUCCUCACCGAAGAGGGCCGGCUCGUCGCGGCAGCCCUCAUUCCGGCCACAAGGAAGCCGACAAAGAGGGUGAUCUCCGGCACGGCGGCAUCGGACGGUGCUACUACAGGAGCGGAAAAGGAGACGGAGCAGCUCAAGGGCGCGGCAGUGCUCUCAUGACCCAUGCCUUUUUUCACUUUCAGUUGUAUAAUCACGAGUCUCUUAAUCUUGCUGUUCUCGCCGAGCAUCUGAUCAUUUCUUUCUUGCCAAGUACCUCCCACGGGCAAGGCCCAGCAGC